Messenger RNA from Fimicolochytrium jonesii, 1653 nucleotides. RefSeq names its product ciliary basal body-associated, B9 protein-domain-containing protein. The transcript has 12 exons. Gene Ontology annotation, biological process: cilium assembly. NCBI's taxonomy places the organism in Eukaryota, Fungi, Chytridiomycota, Chytridiomycetes, Spizellomycetales, Powellomycetaceae. The coding region runs from base 1 to 1653 and encodes 550 amino acids. The record is from RefSeq and is a predicted model, not a curated record. Gene Ontology annotation, cellular component: MKS complex.
AUGGCAACCCCAGCUCCAUCAAGGCAGGGCGCCUCCGCGGCGGACGAAACUUCCGCCCUCCAAUCCUCUUUCCACCGCACAAUCGACCGCAUCGAGAACCUCAAGAUCAAGGUCCGGCUUGCCAAGAUCGCUGAUAAAAGUGUUCCUCUGGGUGAUGAGUUCCUGCAGCAUGACCCGGCCCUGGCGGCGUUGACGGACGACCGACGGCGGGCAAUGUUGCCGAAACCGGAGGUAGCGGUGAUGCAGUGGGGGGAGAAGGUUUUCAGUCCCAGCGAGGUGCUGCGAUACCGCGACCUCUCGCGAAACCCGACACAGUUGGAAACGAAAUACCACGGGAUGGUCCAUCAGCUCGCGACCAGCCCACGGAGUGCGGCGGCGAGGGUAUUGGCCGCUGGACGGGUUGACGCCAGAAAACAACUGUUCACAUACACCCAGGCCGACACCUACCGCCCGCCAUCCACCUUCCUCUCGUCCCCAUUCUCAAACAAACCUACCACACAACCCAACCGGGCGCCAACAUUCCACCCUCGCGCCAACACCACCCACCCCCACCGCCACCGCAGGACCAGAUUGGAGUUAUCCGACAUCGUCGCGGAAGACCCCGCAGACCCGCGACCCGCGAUCGAUGCGCAAGGCGUGGGGUGGGAGGAGAUGCAUGUUAUGGCGUUUCUGGGCGCUGAGGAGGAGAGUGGGGUUGUGGAGAGGAGAUUGUGUACGGUGCGGGUGUAUGGGUCUGGGUUGGUUGUUUUCACGCCAGGGCUAACCGACCCGCCGACGCCGUACCGCUUCACACUCGGCCUCGACACCUACGAGUACACGUUCAAAUGCGCGUCGGAUCCGAAAACGAGGGAGGAGACGGAACGGGAGUGGCGGAUCUUUGACGAGUUUUAUACCCAAAAACAAACCCACCUAUCCCGCCUCCUUCCCCCCACAUUCACCCCCCUCCCCGCCCCCACCCAACUCCGCCACACGCUAACCGGCCAAAUUACGCGCACCACCCAGUUCCCCUCCCGCGACGUCUACAUCACCUACCUGCUGGCCCUCCCCAUCGGCUGGGCGGCCGACGAGGACGAGGCGCGCGGGCAGUUGCUGGGUGGGACAACGCAGGUUGCGAGGGGGGUGUGGGAGAAGGGGUGGCGGGCGAGUGUGGGGUGUCCGUUGGAGUGGGUUUUGGUGCGGAGAGACAAGAACAAAGACCGGCCGAAGCUGUUCAUCACCGUCAACAGCGUCGACUCGUGGAACAGACAUCGCGUCGAGGGGUAUGGGUAUCUGUACAUCCCGCAGACGACCGGCCAUCAUACCCUGACAAUCCCAACCUGGCGCCCCCUCGGCACCUACCUCACCCGCCUGCGCGAGUUCUUCAUCGGCGGGUCGCCCGAGCUCGAGGAUCUGGAGUGGAUGUGCCUUCCCGACGGAGAUAAGCCGCGGGUAGUCAACAAGUUCGGCUCGCAGGUGGCGACUUCGGGCACGGUGGAGGUGGAGUUGAAUGUUGUUGAGCAGGCUGAGGUUCAUCAGGCGAAAGCGUCGGCGCGGAAGGAUGGGCUUGGGCAUUUGAACAAGAUGAACAUCCAGGCGAUAACAGAUGCGCUGGCGCGUGCCCGAGCGAGAGUGAAGGCGUUGCAGGAGAGCAGGAUGGGUGCGGGGGCGGGGUAG